AUGCGUCUCUUCAAUCUAGUAAGCAUGGUCAGCUGCGUCGCCGGAGCAGUUUUUGCUGUCGAAGGAGACGAAUUGUCGGAAGUACAGGCUCAAGCAAUCCAAGCUCUUCAGGUAGCCGAGAGCGACGGUACUAUUGGUAAGAGAAGCGGCUGCAGCCUUUUCAAUGCCAGAGUCAGGAAGGACUGGAACUCUCUGUCCAGCAUCGAAAAGAAGUCCUACACGACUGCCGUCAACUGCCUUCUUCGAAAGCCGUCAAAACUCGAGCCUGGCUUCGCGCCAGGUGCCCGCAGCAGGUACGACGAUUUUGUCGCCGUUCACAUCAACCAGACAUUGAGCAUCCACGGCACGGGAAACUUUCUGACUUGGCACCGAUACUUCACUUGGGCUUAUGAGAAUGCCCUGAGAGAGGAGUGUGGCUACCAAGGCUACCAGCCUUACUGGAACUGGUUGGCAUACCGAGAUGACCCGUCUAAAGCCCCCAUGUUUGAUGGAAGCGAUGCCAGCAUGGGCGGCGACGGUGCUUUCAGGGCUCAUAACGGUAGCACAUCUGGCGGCGGUGUCUGGAUUCCUUCGGGUAACGGUGGUGGCUGCGUUACCAAAGGCCCUUUUGCCAACAUGACUGUUCAUCUCGGACCAGUCUCGCCCGGUAUCGAUGGGCUCCCCGCGAACCCUGGUGGGCCCCUUGCCUACAACCCUCGAUGUCUUUCUCGAGACAUCAGUGCAUGGCCAUCUCAGCAGUGGAUGACUCCGGAGAACGUUUUAAAUCUCACUGUCGGUGCAGCAUCGGCAAACAUUAGGACAUUCCAGGACGAGCUACAGGGCCGCUUUGGUGACGGCUUCCUCGGAACUCACACCUCCGGGCACUUCAUUGUGAACGGCGAAGCGUCAGACCUGUUCUCCUCCACAAACGACCCGACCUUCUUCCUGCAUCAUGCGAUGGUUGACCGUGUGUACUGGCUUUGGCAAGCUCUUCAUCUGAAUGAAGCUUUUAACAUUGCCGGUACCAUCACAAUUCUGAACAGCCCUCCUAGCCGCGACGCCAGGCUCGACGAUCUGGUGAUCCAGGAGCCUAAUGCGCCGAACCGCCCUAUUAGCGAUCUGCUCAACACUCUUGAUGGACCCUUUUGCUACAUCUACCUCUGA
This is a messenger RNA of Colletotrichum karsti, 1143 nucleotides long. RefSeq lists its product as uncharacterized. The coding region runs from base 1 to 1143 and encodes 380 amino acids. The record is from RefSeq and is a predicted model, not a curated record. Gene Ontology annotation, molecular function: oxidoreductase activity. The transcript has 6 exons. Lineage: Eukaryota; Fungi; Ascomycota; Sordariomycetes; Glomerellales; Glomerellaceae.